Emiliania huxleyi CCMP1516 is the source of this 268-nucleotide messenger RNA. RefSeq lists its product as hypothetical. NCBI's taxonomy places the organism in Eukaryota, Haptophyta, Isochrysidales, Noelaerhabdaceae. The annotation marks the transcript as partial. The record is from RefSeq and is a predicted model, not a curated record. The transcript has a single exon.
AUGUCAAACAUGCCCAAGGUGACCAACAAGCAGCCGGCGCCGAUGCAGAUCACCGCCGAGCAGAUCCUGCGCGAGGCGCGCGAGCGGCAGGAGGACGAGCCCUACACGGCGCCGGCGCAAAAGGUGAUGGACCCGGAGGAGCUCGCGGUGUACCGGAUGAAGGAGCGGAAGCAGUACGAGGACCGGCUGCGGAUGAACCGCAACGCGAUGGGCGCGUGGAUCAAGUACGCCGCCUUCGAGGAGGCGCAGAGAGACUUUGAGCGCGCGC